Molecule: messenger RNA, 525 nt
Organism: Camelina sativa (false flax)
Lineage: Eukaryota; Viridiplantae; Streptophyta; Magnoliopsida; Brassicales; Brassicaceae
Product: protein SKIP34
Source: RefSeq, a predicted model, not a curated record
CUUAUUUAAUGUUUUCGUUUCAGUGUCUUUCUUCUUCCUUUGAGAGAAGAAACCAAAAGAAUUGAUUUUUGUGUUAUCUCUGUAUUGCUCUAUACGAUGUGUUACGGUUACAAUCAAUCGUUUUCGUCGCGUAACAGUCUCCGUCGCCGAUCGUACGACCGGGAAGAAGAAGAAGAAGAUUCAGUGGUUGAUGAUCUCCGAGACCGGCUAGCGGAAACCGAGGCGCGGCUGAGACGAGCAAGGGCGAGAGAAGCUGAGCUAAGCCGUAGGUUGGAGCAUAUGAAGAGAUUCGUUUCGGUUAUGGAGAUCAUUGAGACUUUCUUGGAACGGCGAUAUCAAGAGCAGAAAGAUCGACUCGUUCGUCUUUUCUCUCCUGUAUCCACGAAAUGAAAAAAAAAAAAAUCGUUUCUUUCAUCUUGAUCUUUGUUUCUUCUUUUGGUGUGGGGGUUCUCUUUACCUUUUGACUCUGUUCCCCUUGUUUGUUUGUGUUUUGAAUAGUAUCAGUUAUAAACGUAAUUGUCAGCA